AUGUCUACUUCGAGAAGCAGAAAACGAGAAAGUUCCUACAAAAGGAAAGACAGAAUUACUGCUAAUGCUAAGGAGGAACAAAAUGAUCAGGAAGAUCUUGCUACCACUACGAAACUACAUAAAUUACGCAUCAGAUCAAUAGGACGAGUAGAAAAGACUCUUAUCUCCAUCAGUAUACUCCUUGUUCAUGUAGAGUAUCUGAAAAUACGGCUGAAAUCUCCGCAACAUACCAUUCCUUGCUCAAGAGUUGAUAUAGGUAUGGGAAGCCUCAGUUCAGCAACAAGUCCUGGCAAGGCUCGAGAGAGGCAGCCAGCUAGAACUGAAGAGAACUUCUUACCAGCGUCAGAUGCUUCACAUUUUCCUGACGCUACAGCCUCUGCAGCUUGGCUUAAAGCCAUUGCACAGGCUUCAGCAGAUACAUAUCUGUACGACUCUUGGCCGACUUCCUCACCUUUUAAUUCUUUGACCUCACAAAGAUUUCUCCCAUCAGCAUCAUUUUUCUCAUCAGCCCAGGAAACGGAUCUGUUUGUUCUAUUUGAAUCCGAAGUCUUCAAAGAGGACUUAAGAACACCAGCCCCGUCGAUCGCGUUCGACGGACCAAUCCACUCCUCCACAGACACUUCGCCAGCGGUUCAGAUCCGAAGGCCUCUCCUCCUUCAAAGUUGCAGCAAAGGUUCGACUAUUUAUCAAGCAGCCAGUCGAGCAGUACUUGUAUGUCUCCUGGAGGUCAUAGACCUUGUGCUCCUUGAGCGAGACCCUGUAGCGUCCUUUCCGGGGCCGUUCAGUGGGCAAAGGAUUGGUGCAGAGAGGGUGCCCACAAAUGCCGGCUAUAGUGCGUUCGGUCACCACAUCUUGGUAAUCACUUUGAGAAAGGAGUGCGCCAGAGGUGGUGAGCUGGCUCUCGUGCUUGAUUCCCUCCAGCAGAGAACACUGAAGCUUGAGGACUGCAUCCUUUACUGUCUGCACCUCAUGAUUCAUGGUUUCCUGGGGGUAUAA
This is a messenger RNA of Striga asiatica, 996 nucleotides long. Lineage: Eukaryota; Viridiplantae; Streptophyta; Magnoliopsida; Lamiales; Orobanchaceae. The record is from the annotation of a GenBank genome assembly.